AGGAAAGAGGGUACUACGAGUAAGCUGGGAGGAGGCGACCCACGGCCUCGCUGUGUCUUCAAGUGUCGUGCAUGCAUUUUUGUGGAUCUGUUUUCUUUGCAUGCACAUACGCUCUCUCUCUCUCUCUCUCUCAUCCUCUGUCUCUCUCUCUCUCUACAUCUGCAUACUUUCUGUGCUAUCAUUAACCCCUUCAGCCCCACCACCACCACCACCAUCGUUUCAAACCCACCAUUCACCGACCUCCACCUUCACUGUGUGGAGUCUGUUGACCCACUUCAUCUUUUCAGAUUCCUUCUAAGAUUUGAAGUUUUGGAGUACGAUUUCAAGUCUUGAGUCCUUUGUAACUCCCAUGGUGUUCAUGUGAAUGUCACAUUCCAGAGAUUUGAAGCAGAUUUGAUUUAGGAUUGAUUUGGGGCAAUGGGUUCCAAGAUUUGCAUGAAUGAAAAGUGCCAGGCAACGACGUCGCCUGAAUGGAAGAAAGGUUGGGACUUGAAAUCAGGUGGAUUUGCAACUCUCUGUUCCAACUGCGGAUCUACCUAUGAGAGUUCAGUGUUCUGCGAAACGUUCCAUCUAGAGGAGGAUGGUUGGAGGAAAUGCAAAUUAUGUGGAAAGCAUAUCCACUGUGGAUGCAUUGCUUCAAAAUAUUUGCAUGACUACAUGGAUUCUGGUGGUGUAGGGUGUAUAAGCUGCGCAAAAGAUGUUGACAAUCACUCAAUGAGACCAGUUGAGAUCCCAAGCGAUGAUGUUCUUCAUGGAUAUGGCAGAUUGAGGGUACUAGCCAAUCUGCAAUCCUGCAAUGUUGAUGCAACAAUAGAUUGCAAUGGCUUUGAAACAGGGAAGCUCAUGCAGUUAAGCAAUGCCAUAGAGGAAAAUCAGCAUAGCCCCUUCCCUCAAUGUCAGAAGGGUGACACGAAUAUAUCUAAUGGGCAGGUCAAACCAGAUGACAAGACACAUCCUACUGGGGAAGGUGGCAUAGGGUUUCCAAGUCUCAUCCAACAGUCAGUUGGACAAUCUAGAUUUUCCAAUUUAGGUAGCAGUGGGCCAACGCUAGGCCUUGAAGAUAUGUAUGAGUCAGUAGCUCAGCCAUCCUUGAGGUUCUCUUUAAGCACUUCUUUAUGCUCUCCAAAUCCUAUAUUGCCUUUUCCUGGUGAGGUUGCCGAAGGGAAAGAACAGAACAAAGUUCCUCUCUUGCAACAAGGGCAGAAGACAAGACAUAUUUUGCCGAAGCCCCUCAAGGCUGGCCUCAACAUUAGCUCAGAGGCAAAAAAAGGGAAAAUUUCUCAGCCACUCAUUGCGAGGCCUCCUGCCGAAGGGCGGGGCCGCCAUCAAUUACUCCCACGAUACUGGCCAAGGAUUACAGACGAAGAGUUGCAGCAGUUAUCUGGAGAUUUAAAUUCCACUAUUGUGCCAUUGUUUGAGAAGGUUUUAAGCGCUAGUGAUGCUGGUCGAAUUGGUCGUUUGGUCCUACCCAAGGCAUGUGCUGAAGCUUAUUUUCCUCGUAUAUCUCAAUCAGAAGGUGUGCCAAUUAGGAUUCAGGAUAUUAAAAGGAAAGAGUGGACAUUUCAGUUUAGAUUUUGGCCUAAUAAUAACAGCAGGAUGUAUGUUUUAGAGGGCAUCACCCCUUGCAUACAGAGUAUGCAACUACGAGCUGGUGACACUGUGACAUUUAGUCGAAUAGAUCCUGAAGGCAAACUUGUUAUGGGCUGUCGAAAGGCAACAAUUGUUGGCGUGCAGGAUGCCCAAACAUCUUCCCUUCCCAACGGUUGUCAUUCUGGAGAAACUUCAUUUUUUGUUGUUAAUGAAAGCCCGCCUCCUGAGAAGCAUGGGGGCAGAAUAAACAAGGAUUUGUUAGAGCAGCCCAUGCUGACUCUGGAAAAGAAGGGGACUCAAAACAUUGGGAAAAGCAAGAGACUGCACAUUCAUAGUGAAGAUGCUUUGGAGCUGCAAGUCACAUGGCUAGAAGCACAGGAUCUGUUCCGCUCAUCCCCCGGUGCCAAGCCAACCAUAGUCAUGAUUGAGAAUCAUGAUGUUGAAGAAUAUGAUGAACCACCAGUUUUUGGAAAGAGGACUCUAUUCACAGCCCAAGCAUCCGGGGAACAGGAACAAUGGGCUCAGUGUGAUAGUUGUUCCAAAUGGCGAAGGUUGCCCAUGCAUGUUCUUCUCCCUCCAAGGUGGACAUGUUCUGAUAACAUUUGGGAUUCAAACAGAUGCUCAUGUUCUGCCCCUGAUGAGAUAAUUCCAAAGGAAGUAAGAAGUCUUUUCAGAGCCGGGAAGGAUUCUAAGAAGCAAAGAACCACAGAAAAUAAGGUAGCCCAAGAACUUGGGCCUUCUGGCCUGGAUGCUUUGGGCACUGCUGCAGUUCUUGGAGACAAUGCUGGUGACUUAGGUGAGCAUUCAGUCGGAGCCACUACCAAACAUCCCCGACAUCGCCCUGGAUGCACUUGCAUUGUGUGCAUUCAGCCCCCAAGCGGAAAGGGAAAGCACAGUCCGAUGUGUGUAUGCAACGUGUGCAAGACAGUAAAGCGCCGCUUUAAAACCCUCAUGCUGCGCAAGAAGAAACGCCAGUCAGAACUUGAAGCAGAAGUCGCCCAGGGAAAGGACCUGGGUAUGCCUAAGGAUGGGUCAGAACCCGAUGGCACAUUGGGGCAUACAUUGCCGCAUAUGAGUCAUUCAGAAAAUGAAAAAAGUCAGAAUGGAAUCCUACUGGAGGUUGGUGAAACAGACAAAGGGCAGUUAGACUUGAAUUGCCAUCCCAACCGUGUCGAGGAAAUUCUAACAGAGCCAACUGGACUUGGCAUGUUGAGCCUUGUUCAUGGGGCAAGCCGUCCAAUGGAGAAGUAUUUGAAGCAGAAUGAGCUUGGAACCUUUGGCCCCGGUUUACUCUCACAGGCUGGUGGUGAGAAUGAAGGACGCCCACCGGCUGACAGGCGGCUUGCAUCUGUAGUGGGGAAGCUGCAAGACAAGGGUGAUGAAGGGUGA
Messenger RNA from Ilex paraguariensis (yerba mate), 2979 nucleotides. The record is from the annotation of a GenBank genome assembly. Lineage: Eukaryota; Viridiplantae; Streptophyta; Magnoliopsida; Aquifoliales; Aquifoliaceae.